Molecule: messenger RNA, 707 nt
Organism: Symbiodinium necroappetens
Lineage: Eukaryota; Dinophyceae; Suessiales; Symbiodiniaceae
Source: the annotation of a GenBank genome assembly
AUGGACAAUGCUGACCUGCUUCGGUUCUGCGACUGGUUGGAUGAGCAAAUGCCCCUGGUCGUCAACCACUUUCCCUAUGUCAAGAAGAGCGGAGCCUAUGUGGACCUCUCUGAUAACGAGAUUGGCACGGACGGCCUCGACAAACUCUUCCAGGUGCUGCGAGGGCAUCGAGUACCAUGCGUCGUUCUGAAAGCCUACAGAAACUCAAUUGAUGACUCAUUUGUGGACACGCUGGUGGAGUAUCUCUACACCCAGCCUGAGGCUUUCCCGAUGCAUGGUAUCCACAUCUCGCACAAUGACAUCUCCGACAAAGGGGCCUUUCGGUUGAUCCGAGCUGCAGCUCAGUGUGGGCACUAUCCUCGUCUGACGACGCGAUUGCCACUGUGGCUGCGGCUGGAGGUCAACGCCCUCACGAACCCGCAGAAGGUCAUCAAGGACGCAAAUAAUGAGGGCUUCACCGUUUGCCUCAUGCAGGAUGGACUCUGCAGCCGCGAGAAGUGUGACCACUACUCCGGAGUUCAUGUGCAGCUGCCAUACUUUCUGAACCAACCUGCCAAGGGCUUCGCCAACCUGGAGCAGUUCGGCGCAAGUCAGCGGCGACAGACUUGGGCGGCACCCUACAGCUCCAGCCAGGGCACCCUGGCCCCGAAGGCCGCAUCUCCAGCCGCAGCCGCUGCUCCAGAGAUUCCCGGUGAAACCGAGGCACG